Molecule: messenger RNA, 546 nt
Organism: Hirsutella rhossiliensis
Lineage: Eukaryota; Fungi; Ascomycota; Sordariomycetes; Hypocreales; Ophiocordycipitaceae
Product: ADP-ribosylation factor family domain-containing protein
Exons: 6
Coding region: 1-546 (181 amino acids)
Biological process (GO): protein folding
Cellular component (GO): microtubule cytoskeleton; cytoplasm
Molecular function (GO): GTP binding; GTPase activity
Source: RefSeq, a predicted model, not a curated record
AUGUUGUCGAUCCUGCGCAAGGCUCGUCUCAAGGACAAGGAGAUGAGAAUCCUGAUGCUAGGUCUAGACAAUGCGGGGAAAACGACGAUUGUCAAGAGCAUCAUGGGAGAAGACGUCAACACAGUCAGCCCGACGCUGGGGUUCAUCAUCAAGACGAUUGACUACGAUGGAUAUAAACUCAACAUUUGGGACGUCGGUGGCCAAAAGACGCUGCGGUCGUACUGGAGAAACUACUUUGAGAAGACGGAUGCGCUGAUAUGGGUUGUCGACGCGACAGAUCGACUGCGGAUACAGGAUUGCAGGGACGAGCUGCACGGCCUACUCCAGGAAGAGCGUCUGGCCGGCGCGAGCUUGCUGAUAUUCGCCAACAAGACGGACGUCGAGGGAUGCAUGAAUGAGCAGGAGAUUGGCUCGUCGUUGCGGCUGGACGAGAUUCGGACGCAUCAGUGGCAUAUCGUGCGAUGCAGUGCCAUGACGGGAGCGAAUCUGCACGAGGGGCUUGCGUGGGUGGUUUCGGACGCGAAGAAACGGCUUUUUCUGUAUUAG